AACUGAAGUCAACGAACUGUUGAACUUGGCGGUUCCAAUUUGUGAUAACUAGCUAAAGAACAAAAUGCCUCCCAAAAAGCGCGACAAAGACAACGAAACAAACAAAAAUACUAAAAUAGAUCACCUACAAGCAGACCAUGAGCUAUUUUUGCAAGCAUUCGAAAAGCCUACACAGAUUUAUAGAUUUUUACGAACUCGUAACAUGUUAUCGCCAAUAUUUCUAAAUAGAACGCUAUCGUAUAUGAAAAGAAGGAUGUCUCGCAGUAAUAAAAGUCGUGUAGGUUUUAAAGUAGAUUCAUUGUUAGAAAAAAUUACCCAGAAGAAAAGCACUGACUUACAACCAAACAGCCUUGGGGGUUACAUGACAUUAACUUUCUUAGGAUUUUAUGACAAGAGCUUAGAUGAUUCAAGAGAUUACCAAGUGAAAGUAGAAACGUUAUUGUUAAAGAUCUGUCAUAAGAAAAGGAAAGAAAGUUCAUCAGCCAUUGUUGAAGUUUCAGUUGGCAGUUGUUCUGUGCCUCUCAAUCCUUCAUCUUCCGAGCCCCCUGCAAUGGCAUCCGCAGUCAGCAUAGCGAGUGAUACAUUCAGUCCAUCUCAGGGUCCAAACGUUAAGUCUUAUAUGCUCAUGCUCAGAGUAACGGUAACUAAGUCAACAAGUCACACUAAUGGAACAGCUAAUACCACUGAAAUAACCAAUGGUGAUAGUGAUGAACCACUUACAAAGCGUAUAAAGUCAUCUGAUAUCAAUUCAAGCCCCUCAGAUAAUAAAUGGAGCAAGCUCUAUGGAAGUGAAUUGAUUGUCUAUGAUAAACACAACAGAUGCCUUCUUACAAAUGGAGAAUAUGAUUUGGUUUUGCAUGAUGCAACUCCUGGAGGCAGGAGUGCUACAAUAGCUAGAUCACCCCAUAAGGCUUUAAUGGCCCAGUGGGAAACAAUACCUAACGAAAAUGAAUUGCACUCAGAGACUAACCCAUUUGACAUAUUCAAAGUUCGACCACUCUUAAAACUCAAAUUAAGUUGGAGCCAAGAACCAACGAAUGGACUUGUGAAUAGACCAAAAUUAUACCAAGCUAAUGAGACUAAUGGAAUUAAAAAGGAAUCCAAUGCAAGCAAAGAUAGAAUAUCUACAAGUAAAUGUGGUGCUAGUGACAAUAAGACAAAUGAUAAAGUGAAAUUGGAAACAAGUGAAGGCGAAACAAAGAGGCAACAGAUCAUCUACCAGUUCCUAUAUAACAACAAUUCAAGACAACAGACCGAGGCGUGUGACGAUUUACAUUGUCCCUGGUGCUCACUGGAUUGUGGGACUCUGUAUUCGUUGUUGAAACACCUGAAAUUGUGCCAUUCAAGAUUCAACUUUACAUACUUUCCAAUCCCCGGCGGCGCGCGAAUAGACGUAUCAAUAAACGAGCUCUACGACGGUUCCUACACGGGCUCCCCUCACGAUCUCAUCGCGUCCCAGGGCCGUUCGUCCGCGAGCGGGCCCCGCGCGGGCCCCACGCGCCGUGCCUCGCUCACACACCUGCUCAUCUGGAGGCCCCGAGCGAGGAGACGCCAGACCAGACACAGCCUCGCUGAGUUCUUGGAGCUGGAUGACAAUGACUUGCUGGACGCGCAGCGGCCGUAUAUCACGGGGCAUAAUCGCCUAUAUCACCACACGAUAACAUGCCUGCCCGUGUACCCUAACGAGCUAGACAUAGACUCGGAAAGCGAAACGGAUCCACUAUGGCUCCAGCAGAAGACCAUGAUGAUGAUAGACGAGUUCACGGACGUCAACGAGGGCGAGAAAGAGCUCAUGAAGAUGUGGAACUUGCAUGUCAUGAAAUACAAUUACGUGGGCGACUGUCAGAUACCGCUCGCCUGCCAAAUGUUCCUACAAAUGAAGGGGAAGGAGCUCCUCGAAAAGAACCUGUACAGAAAUUUCAUACUCCACAUGUGUUCAUUGCACGACUUCGGGCUGAUUAGCUCGGUGGCGUUGUACCAGACAGUUCAAAUGCUCAACCAAAUGCUCGCCGACAACGCGGAAGCCAAAGAGAAGAUGAGGGAGUCGUUGAAAGCGCAACGAGAGCACUGGAACGCGGUGGGGAAGUAUCAACAACCGGUGAUCAUUGAGCAGAAACCCCAAACCAACUCUGCCAAGUUGAACGUCGACGCUUCACCUUCAGUACGAAGAAAAACUUCGAACCUGCAGAAUGCCAACAGGAUGGCCAGCACCAGUUCCAACUUCAAGUCGGCCAGUCCGGCUCCCAACGGAGAGAGCAAACGGAAAAUGUCCUCCGGAAGCAUCCAGAGCAGGAAACGAUCGUCGAUAUCGGAGAGGAAAAGUUCCGUAUAGCGAUAGCUCAGCCUUUGAUCAAAGGACUGGCCCUCUUGAGGCUUUAGUGCAUCUUCAUACGAUAAUUUAUUUCCAGUGAUCUGUUUGUGAUUAAAAAAUGUUCAUUGACACGGCGAAAUUAUAGAUGCUUUUUAUUGCCCGAUUGUGUUAUAUUUAAGGAGUCCAUUAAAUGGAUGGCAAUAGUUAAGUUUGCUAAAUUAUACGUAUUUUCUUAUCUUUUCUCUUGAUCGUGGAUCUCUCGCUCCUUAUUUCAUUUGAUACCUUGAAGCAAUAAUUAUAUUGUAUUUUUAUUUCACUUCGUCAGCGAUGCAUGGCUGUAAAUAAAGUUAACAAGAAGGCAUUUUUAAAUCCAUGGAAAUUUAUCCGCUCAAGUGAAAUACAAUUACAGAUCCAGAUUCAAUAGACUGAUCGAAGACUUGCAUGAGAUAUUUUUAAUGUAUUUAGUUCUCAAUUAGAGUCAAUUUUACAGAAAUAGAUUAAGGCAAAGAAAUGUUUGAAAUUAGUUGAAGUUCUUAGGAAAAUGGAGUAGAUAAUUUUGUGCGGUCGUAAAAAGUUUGAAUAUUGUAAAUGUAUGUCAGUGUUUAGGUGAAUUGAUUGUGAUGCAGUUGCGUAGCUAUAUAUAGGUCUACCAACGUUUUAGUGCAGUGACUAAAAUUAUAUGUAAAUUUUUUGAGUAUGUAUGCUGAAUAAUGUUAAUGGCCUGAUGGAUGGAGCUUGUGUAGUGUUCUUAAACUCGCUUAAACUAUGUGUCAUGUUGGGUUAUUGAAAAUUAUGAAAAAUAUAAAAAUAACGCCAAUUUGCGUUAAAUUAUGUAUUGGAUAAAAACUGAAAUUCUAUGAAAUAGAAUAUUGAUAUACCAAAUUUAAAUUUAUUAUUAUUGACGCAGAGUGUGUCUUUUUGUUGAUAUCACUAUCGAUUUUUAAUUAAUUUUUGUCGAUUUUAUGUAUUUUGAAGGGAAUUUAUUACAUUUCAGUUAACCGCCGAAUAUUUAUAAAUACAAACAAGGGAUUUCUCCAUAGAAUUUUUCCAUAGAUAUAAAAUGUAAAUAACUGUAGUAUUAUAAUGAAAUGAUACAAGUUAAUCUUGCCGAUAAUCUUAUACUUAUUUAGAUAAUGAUUUAUAUAUUAUAUUAUAAUGUACUUUUAUAUAUAUACUUAGCUAUAGCUACGCACCUGUUGUGGUUGAUAGUAAACAGUGCUCGAAAUAAGAAACUAAACGUAUUGAGAAUUCUAUCCUUAUAAGUAGAAGUUAUGAAUUAUGCGUUGAUAUAGUAUGUGAGCGUGAUUAAGUAAAUUUGAUCUUAUUCCGUUGAAUUUUUUAAUCGAUUAUUUUCGCCCACGUGGUUGUUACAGACAGGCAACAAGCUGGUUUUGAAGUCAUUAGGUUAAUACUAUAUCAAUGAAUUCGAAAUAAAAAGAACAAAGUAUUUGUGAAGGAAUAGAUGCGUAAAUUUAUGAAAAUUGUUAUUAAUGAGCUAAAAUAGACGAUGACGACUCUAUAAUUUCACCUAAACUAUAUUUAAACAUUAAAGUUAUAUUUGUAGAGUUCAAACUUAUGUGAAUGUUCAAACAAUAGUAUUAAAAUUGAGAUGCAAUUUGUCGUUGAAACCAUUAUAUUAUAAAAUCAAUCUUUGUUAUUUACAUUCAUUUAUAUUUAUAAGUCAUAGUCUAUUUUCAGCUUAGAAUUUCCAGAAGUAAGUCCCCAAGUCAUAACCACAUUACGACAAGACUGCAAUAUUCAUUGCCUUACAAUUCUCAAAGAUUCUGAUAUUAGCAUAAGGUUUAAUGAUAACAGUUUACACUUUUACCCACAUGAAGCGAACAUAGGAUUUGUAUCCUAAGUAUUGAUUAUUUUUUUUCCAUCAAUUUUGUUAUUUUUUGUAUUGUUCCAUUAUAAGUAAUGUUCGAUAAUGAUUUGUACUUAUAAAUGAAAUAUUAAAUGAUUAUUUUGAACAAA
This is a messenger RNA of Zerene cesonia (dogface butterfly), 4288 nucleotides long. It is a transcript of the gene Su(z)12, whose product is annotated as polycomb protein suz12-B. Bases 65 to 2332 code for a protein of 755 amino acids. The record is from RefSeq and is a predicted model, not a curated record. NCBI's taxonomy places the organism in Eukaryota, Metazoa, Arthropoda, Insecta, Lepidoptera, Pieridae. The transcript is spliced from 9 exons. Gene Ontology annotation, cellular component: nucleus; ESC/E(Z) complex. Gene Ontology annotation, molecular function: chromatin DNA binding.